AUGGCGGAUAAUGUAGUAUGGUCAGAUUUGAGGGAGCUCCUGAAGAGGGGGGAGGUCAAAACCGCACCGUUUGGUGUCCAGAAGAGAUAUGAGAUCACUGAUAUGGCGACAGAGGCAAGGAUCAUCAAGAGGGUGGGCGAAUUCAACCUUUAUCUGCUCGCGCUCGAGAAGCUGCAAUUGCCCACGGAUCCCGCAAGUCCGCUGCGAAAGGACAAAGCGUUUCAUCAAGACUUCUCGUCAUAUUUCCAUCUCGCGGGUCUUCACGGGUUCCCCCAAGUAGAGUAUCAGGGUGUAGGCUUCUUACAAAUGAAGGACUGGGCAAAGAAAACAGCCAAGGGCAAGGCGGACCUCAGCGGAAUAUGGCCAUCAACUCCUCGUGAUUCAAAAACGUCGGGCGGAUACUGUGUGCACGGAAGCCCCCUCUUCCUCAUAUGGCACCGGCCUUACCUAGCCCUCAUGGAGCAGACCCUGCUCUCUGCUGCGAAGGAGAUCGUAGACUCGUGGUCAGCGGAUUCCGAAUUGAAUGAAAGAUUACAGGCCCAAAAGAAUGAGGAUACCAAAGCGCUCAAGGCCCUCCGUCUGCCCUACUGGGACUUCUGUCGCCCGUGGAGGAAAGGUGAGGGCGUUGGUGCUGGAGAUUUCGACUAUGGCCUUCCUCCGCCUCUCUCCCUCCCCUACAUCAAGGUUCGCCGGCCAAAUAAGCUAGAGUAUGAGUACAUCCAAAACCCGCUGUACCAGUACGUCUUCCCGGAAACCCAGAUCAAUACUACCAAGAAGGAGAGCAAACGUUACAAAAGGGUUCUUGAAUUCGCCAAGUUAGGCCCCGUAGCAGGCUCAAAACCUAUUCGGACCACCAGAAAUGCCGGGGUUACUGGCAAGACGAGCCAUAAGGAACUUACAGACCAGGGCAAUCGCUUUCUUUCAACCAUGAGGGACAGGCUGUAUCGCACUUUCACCCUCCCCGAUAAGGAGUUCCAGCAGGUUUCGACCGCUAGGACGGUGCACCUUGAUGAUGAUAAUCCUUUUGUGGAAGCCAAACCAGAAAACGAAAAGGACUCUUUCGAAUCUAUCCACGACAACUACCACGUCAUUUUGGGUGGUAUGAACCCAGAUGGGCAACCGCACGGAAAAGGCGCCAUGACUCUGCCCCAUAUAUCUGCUUUCGAUCCUGCAUUCUGGCUCCUGCAUGGGUUUUAUGAGUGGACGUUGUGCCUAUGGCAGAUCAUCCAUCCCCAAAAGUAUUGGGACCCGGAUUUUCAAAUCAAGCGGAGCAACAAAACCGAAGUCAUCAAAUGGAUGAAGCCGCUUGGCAAAGAAAGCGCCGAAACUCCACUCCUACCCUUCAUGACGCCGAGAACAAAUCCGUGCGUGGCCAACAAAAUCGAAGAUCGCUAUUGGAAUACAUUGAAGAGCCGGUAUUGGGAACAAUUUGGAUAUUCUUACGACAAUCUACCCGGUGUUUCCAAAGACGACGAUAAUUUGAAAAGGGAAAAGGACGCAAAGUCUGCCAAUGCCCUCGUCAAUGCCCUCUAUGGGUGGGUACCUGGACCCACACUUACAGAGCUGGAAACAAAGACGCGCAAGGAAUUCUUGACCAUCCCGCAAUUUUCCGCCAUGGAUUGGUUUCCAAAGAAAAAGUCAGAUGGCACGCCUGUUGCAUUCCCUUUCGACGAUCUUACUCUGGACGACCUGAGCGACGCAACCGGACCAGGACUCUUUGGAAUCAUGGCAGACGCCGGCGUUCCCUCGGAUAAAAAGCCAAAGAAACCGGAGGCCAUACACUUCGAUCCCCGGCGCGUGUUUCCCGCGCAUCUCCAGCGGGCCGGCAAAAUGCGCCACUGGUCGUUCAAUUUCAACGUUGAAAAGUUCGCCCUCAAGGGCACGUUUGUCGUGUACGUCUUCAUCGGCGAUUUCACGCCGAACCAAGACAACUGGUUUCAAGACCCGAGCCUCGUCGAUGCAUCAGCAAUCUGGGCGCGCGACGUGGACGAGAACAUGGCGGACGAGUGCCCGAAUUGCCAACAGCAACUGGAAGAGGACUCGAUCUACGGCGACACCGUCCCGCUGACGAGCCGGCUGGUCGAUAUGGUCGAGGCGCGCGAGACGCAGCCGCCUACGCCCGAGGAGGGCAUGGUGCUGCGGUCGCUGGACCCGGAGGACGUAAUUCCGUUUUUGCGCCGAAAUCUCCACUGGCGCGUGGUCGACCGAAACGGAGCCCAAGUCCCGCGCGAGAAGGUCGGCCGGUUCCUGACCUAUGUCACGUCGAGAACCAUGGCGUUUCCGAAGACAAUAUACGACCUUCCUGUGUGGGACAAUCCGGAGGUGUAUCGCGAGGUCACCCACGGGAGACCGUCUGGACUGUGCUUUGCGCCGGGGUCCUGA
This is a messenger RNA of Rhinocladiella mackenziei CBS 650.93, 2382 nucleotides long. RefSeq lists its product as uncharacterized. The transcript is spliced from 11 exons. Bases 1 to 2382 code for a protein of 793 amino acids. Gene Ontology annotation, molecular function: oxidoreductase activity. The record is from RefSeq and is a predicted model, not a curated record. NCBI's taxonomy places the organism in Eukaryota, Fungi, Ascomycota, Eurotiomycetes, Chaetothyriales, Herpotrichiellaceae.